UCGUCAAUGGGAAGCACGCGAGACGGUGGCACAGAGAGUUGCGGUCUACACCGAUAUCCGCGGCUGCACCAUGCUUUCCAGCUCCAUCCCGUGUCUGUGGAUUACAUUUUGCCUUCAUUUAUGCUGCUGUGUAGACGGCGGACAAGCACAGAAUGCGAAGGAAGUGACUCUGCUGGACUCCAAGGCACAGCAGACAGAACUGGAGUGGAUCUCCUAUCCUCCCAAUGGGUGGGAAGAGAUCAGUGGCCUCGAUGAGAACUACACUCCCAUUCGCACAUACCAGGUUUGCAAGGUCAUGGAGCCCAAUCAGAAUAACUGGCUUCGGACUAACUGGAUAGAGAAGGGCACUGCCCAGAGAAUUUUUGUGGAACUGAAGUUCACCUUGAGGGAUUGUAACAGCCUACCCGGGGUGGUGGGCACGUGCAAGGAGACAUUCAACCUGUAUUACCAGGAAACAGACUCGGAGGUGGGCAGGAGCCUGCGGGAGAACCAGUAUGUGAAAAUUGACACAAUCGCCGCAGAUGAAAGCUUUACCCAGGGUGACCUGGGCGAGAGGAAGAUGAAGCUGAAUACAGAAGUGCGCAUAAUUGGCCCCCUGUCCAGGCGGGGGUUUUACCUGGCCUUCCAGGAUGUAGGGGCGUGCAUCGCCCUGGUGUCUGUCAAAGUCUAUUACAAGAAGUGUUGGUCUAUCAUCGAGAACCUGGCCACGUUCCCGGACACCGUGACGGGGUCGGAGUUCUCCUCGCUGGUGGAAGUGGAGGGCAUUUGUGUAAAUGAUGCUGAGGAGGAGGCCGACAACUCUCCCAAGAUGCACUGCAGCGCUGAAGGGGAAUGGCUCGUUCCAAUUGGGAAAUGUAUAUGCAAAGCUGGAUUUCAUCAGAAAGGAGACGCAUGUGAACCCUGGUUCAAGACAGGCAUGCUAGCGGCUCUGAGGCAGUUCUCUGCAGAGCUUUGA
Molecule: messenger RNA, 955 nt
Organism: Notothenia coriiceps (black rockcod)
Lineage: Eukaryota; Metazoa; Chordata; Actinopteri; Perciformes; Nototheniidae
Product: ephrin type-A receptor 7-like
Exons: 4
Coding region: 71-955 (294 amino acids)
Biological process (GO): protein phosphorylation; ephrin receptor signaling pathway; axon guidance
Cellular component (GO): plasma membrane; dendrite
Molecular function (GO): transmembrane-ephrin receptor activity; protein binding; ATP binding
Source: RefSeq, a predicted model, not a curated record